Acyrthosiphon pisum (pea aphid) is the source of this 1610-nucleotide messenger RNA. RefSeq names its product AT-rich binding protein-like. The transcript has 3 exons. NCBI's taxonomy places the organism in Eukaryota, Metazoa, Arthropoda, Insecta, Hemiptera, Aphididae. The record is from RefSeq and is a predicted model, not a curated record. Bases 410 to 1204 code for a protein of 264 amino acids.
UUCACGCCCGAACGGCCUGCAGUGUGUCGCGCGCGUCCCGUUCGUCCGCUUAUAUCGCCCGCCGCCUCCGCCGUUAUCGCCGCUACCGCGUUUUUGGCGUUAUGUCCCGCCGACGCGUUUACCAAGGCCCCGAGCGAUUAUAAUAAUUUACUGCUAUUAUUAAUAAUGUUAUAAUUAAUUGUAAAAUAUUAUAAGACGUAUUAUACGCCUCUAAACGUAAUAUAAUAUUAUUACCUAUAUUAUUAUAUGAUAUUAUAGUUGCGGUCUUCCGGGCUCCCGCGAUAACGUUCGGACACGCGUAAAUAGACUAUAUAAUUAUAUUAUAGUGUUUCGUCGGCUGACGGUUUAUUUUUCUUUUCACACAGUUCGUGUCAGCGGGGCCCCUGCAAUUCGACGUCACCGCCGCCGCAUGUUCAAGACGGUGCGCGCCCAACAUGGCGCCGGAGACCUGGUGGCCGAGCUCGAGUACACGAUAUUGCCGCAGACAGACGACCGUUCACCGUCCGCGUCGAGCGGCGAGGAAGAACAACCGCCGUGCGGCGCGGCGACCGCGUGCCAUCGGACCCAUCUGCACCACCACAACCAUCACCACCACCAAUUACAACAACAGCAGCAGCAGCAGCAAAAACAACAACAACAACAACACCACUACCAAUACCGGUACCACCAACACAGCAGGGACGCGUCUCCGCAGACUCAGCCGCACCACCAUCACCAUCAUCACCACCGCAGGUCGUCGUCCUCGUCAUCCUCUUCGGCGACGGCCGAUGACAGCGUCGGCGGCGGCGGUGGCGCCGGCACCAGACGCACCGUUGUCGUCAUCAUAGCCAUGCUAGUGCUCGGGUGCGGCGUCGUGGCGGCCGCCGUGCUGGUGCCCAUUCUGUUGGCCGCUCGACUGGUAACCGUGCCAGCCUCGGCCCGGUUACAGACGUUUGCUGUGGCAGCGUCUGGCGUAAUUCACUCGGCGCGCGGUGACUACGUGCAACUGCUGCCGGUCAAGCACGCGCCGCCCGGCACGGUCAUCAAUUUUGGACCACCGCCGCCCCCACCGCCGCCUUCCACGGGCCGCCGGCGCAAGAGACGAUCGGCCGUGGCCGCGGUGGUCAGACGGCGACGGAGGCGGCCGGUCGCUGAAGUCCAACACCGGAAACCAGUCCGGACUGACGACGGCUUCCGGUCAUUGGACUUUCGGAUUAGUCAAUAGCGAUGGAAAAAGUUUCCGGUUUUAUACGGACCGAGAGUGAAGUCGGAUAUGGCAAAAACAAGGAUGCGAUUCCCAUCAGACCGCCAAUGAAAAUAUACAAGCCGUAGCGAGUAAAUUAUUGUUUAUGAUGAUUAUACACAAAACUAUAUUAAAACAAACCAAUUUAUAAAUAUUAUUACUCGUCUAUGUCCCAUAUAUAACUUAUUAAAAUAGUUGAUUUGUUUGUAUACAUUAAAAUAUAUGCAUUAAAAAUGUAUGUAUUUAUAUUCAAUUGCUGAAUAAAUAACUUGAAAAAAAAACUAUUAUAUUAUAAAGUCACACGAAAUCUGUACACCCAACACUUAAACUAUACUGAGUAAUGUUAACAUAUUUUCGUAUUAAAAUUAUAACAUUUUUUUUUACAUAA